Molecule: messenger RNA, 237 nt
Organism: Mesorhabditis belari
Lineage: Eukaryota; Metazoa; Nematoda; Chromadorea; Rhabditida; Rhabditidae
Source: the annotation of a GenBank genome assembly
AUGACAAAAGGUUCUGAGACGGCACAGUCGUACUCAACGCUCCUCAUCGCUGCACUUCUCGCUGUCUCUUACGGAUUCACGAAGAUUCCAAACAGCUACACGAUUGCGGAGAGAACAUCAGCUUGUCAAGAUUAUUGCAAGGGACAAUCAAUCUCGGUCACGACGGGCUUCCCCUUCCUUACAAAUCAAUGGCAGUUGUGCAAUUGCCCAAUUGCUCAAUUGUCUGGACAGUUCGUU